Fonticula alba is the source of this 1186-nucleotide messenger RNA. RefSeq names its product isoprenoid biosynthesis-like protein. Gene Ontology annotation, biological process: trans, trans-farnesyl diphosphate biosynthetic process. Gene Ontology annotation, molecular function: (2E,6E)-farnesyl diphosphate synthase activity; dimethylallyltranstransferase activity. NCBI's taxonomy places the organism in Eukaryota, Rotosphaerida, Fonticulaceae. The transcript is spliced from 6 exons. The record is from RefSeq and is a predicted model, not a curated record. Bases 63 to 1103 code for a protein of 346 amino acids. Gene Ontology annotation, cellular component: cytoplasm.
CGGCCCUUCCCCUCCCCUCCUCCGACUUGGCUGUCCCUCCCCCCCCCCCUCCUUGCCGCACCAUGUCCGACUCCGUCGCCCAGAAGUUCGCGGACUUCUUCCCCACCCUGUCCAAUGACAUUCUGGCUCACCUGAAGACCAUCAACAUCCCCGUUGAUGCCUUCAACUGGCUCGACCGCAUGAUGAACUACAAUGUUCCCGGUGGCAAGAUGAACCGUGGUCUGUCGGUUCACGACACCUACGCCGCCCUGGUCGGCCGCCCCCUGACCGAGGACGAGGUGACCAAGGCCUUCGUCCUUGGCUGGACCGUCGAGUGGCUGCAGGCCUUCUUCCUGGUCGCUGAUGAUAUCAUGGACCGCUCCAUCACCCGCCGUGGUCAGCCCUGCUGGUACAAGAACCCCGAGGUCGGCAACUUCGCCAUCAAUGACUCCUUCGCCCUGGAGUCGGCCAUCUACAUCCUGCUGAAGAAGUACUUCCGCACCGAGGCCUACUAUGUCGACCUGCUUGAGCUCAUGCUGGAGGUCACCUCUCAGACUGUCUUUGGCCAGCUGGUCGACCUGAUCACUGCCCCGGAGGACAACCACAACAUCGAGCUCUUCUCCAUGGAGCGCUACCAGUGGAUCAUCCAGUACAAGACCGCCUACUACUCCUUCUACCUGCCGGUGGCCUUUGCCAUGCUCAUGAACGGCAUGUCUCCCGACAACCCCGCCUUCAAGAUCGCCGAGAAGAUCCUGCUCGAGAUGGGCCAGUACUUCCAGGCCACCGAUGACUAUCUCGACUGCUACGCCGACCCCGAGGUCCUUGGCAAGAUCGGUACCGACAUCCAGGACAACAAGUGCUCUUGGCUCGCCAACCGUGCCCUCCAGCUCUUCACUCCCGAGCAGAAGGAGCGCUUCGCCGCCGACUACGGCAAGAACGACCCCGAGGCUAUUGCCCGCGUCAAGGCCCUCUACAACGAGAUCGACCUCGAGGCCCAGUUCCGCGCCUACGAGCAGGAGAGCUAUGACAAGAUCAACGCCAUGAUCGCUGAGGUCCCGGCUGAGACCAUCAACCCCGAGAUCUUUACCAUUUUCCUGCGGAAGAUCUUCAAGCGCAAGAAGUAAGCUCCCGCGCCCAUAGCUUCAUACCUUCUGCCGAAUAGCUCCCCCCCAUGCGCGCGUGCGUGUGUAUGUGUGUGUGUGUGUGU